Molecule: messenger RNA, 912 nt
Organism: Leptosomus discolor (cuckoo roller)
Lineage: Eukaryota; Metazoa; Chordata; Aves; Leptosomiformes; Leptosomidae
Source: RefSeq, a predicted model, not a curated record
AUGUAUGAAGGGAAGGAGAAGCGGCUGGAACUGAUCCGAGAGCUGCGCACCACUCACGCACUCCAGGAGGAUGGACAGCUGCUUUUGAAGGCAGAGGAGCAAAUGACACUGGCUCUACAGCAACAGCAUGACUUGAAGAUGCACAAGCUGUCAUCAGUGGAAAACCACUUGGCCAGGGAAGAAGGAAGGGCACUGGCGAACAUAUUCGAUUUCCUGUCCAAAGAGCUGGUGAGGCUGCAAGAAGAACGGAAGAUCCAUGCUUUUGUGAUGCUGGCUGAGAGGCAGAGGCGGAUGCGGGAAGCGGAGGAGAGCGGACGUCGUCAGGUGGAAGAGAGGCGGCGUCAGGAAGAGGAUGAGAUUUUCAAACAGGUGGUGAAAGUGCAGCAGAGCACUAUUGACUCCUACUUGGAAGACAUUGUCCUGAGUAGCAUGGAGAACACAGCUGAAGAACAAGCCAGGGAAGAGGUUCAGAGAAUGGCUGUAGAAAUCAAUGACAUCGCUUACGAAAUGGAAAGUCGUCUAACCCACCUACAGUCAGAAGAGAUUGUAGCAGAGCUGGUUUAUGAUUUCCUGAUUCCAGAAGCUGAGAAAAUGUCUACCAGAGAAAAAGUGAGGCAGUCCCAAAGAAAACACAUCUAUGCUGCUCAUCAGAUCAUCCACAGGGGCACAGAGAGGGUAGUGGCUGAUCUGGCACUACAUCAGGAGACAUCUGCCAGCGAGAUAAAGGGAGAUCCUCCUGCUGGGACAGCUAGCGCUGCUUUCCGUGGGACAGCUGCUGGACCAAGUGCAGCUGACGGCACUUGCUCUGCCCCAGCUGCAUGCGAACUAGCUAAACUUCUGCGUGAAGAAAGCCCAGGAGAGGCAGCAGUGAACCCUUCUGAUGGAUCAGACAAGGAUCCCACAGCCUCCUAG